Lethenteron reissneri (Far Eastern brook lamprey) is the source of this 3468-nucleotide messenger RNA. RefSeq names its product RPA-related protein RADX-like. Lineage: Eukaryota; Metazoa; Chordata; Hyperoartia; Petromyzontiformes; Petromyzontidae. The record is from RefSeq and is a predicted model, not a curated record. Gene Ontology annotation, molecular function: single-stranded DNA binding.
GGUGACGUCACCGCUCGGAUAGUUUGAAUCGAGACGCGGCCGCGCGUUUUCCCCCGCGGUUUUGAGCAUCCCCUCAGAGUUCCCACAGAACCGCGAUUAUUAAGUUCAUUAAACGUAACACCUUCUUAUUAUAUACGUGUGUAAGGACAUAUAUAAGGACGAUUAAAGCAAUUAAGUGGCCGUGAAAAGUCGCUCGCUCCGUUGCGUAUUUUUAAUUUUAAAAAAUCGGCAAUUUUUAGUGCGGCGAUUCCGGGCCGAGUUUAAAUCCGGUUAAGUUGUUCCACAUUAACAUCUCCUUUCGUAACAACAACAACGACGACAACUUUAUUGGCGUGUGUGGUGGUGGUGGUGUAACGACCUGGGGCCACGCGUGCCGGACAGGCGAAUGCGUUGCGGCCUACGGGACAAGACCCAUCAUCACCACCGGCGGCCUCAGCUCUGGUCAGGCAAACGCUGCGGGGGAUGACGUCGCAAGCUUCUCGGCGCGCAAGGCACUUCGGCGAGACGGCAGACGCUGCACCGGCGCCUUGAACCCUUCAGUGCCGAGCCGCCCCUUCGGUUACUGCCGCCGUCGCGUUCGACGAUGGCCGACUCCGCCGAACCCCCCGCGUCAUUGCCGCCGCUGGAACCCACCCCGUUGGCGCGCCUGACCGCGACGCUCGACGACCUGCAGAGCAUGGAGGUGAACGUGGAGCCCUCGUCCGUCGCCGUGGUCGCCGUCGAGCGCUACCUGCGCGAUCUAAAGGUGCCGCAGGAGCACGGCGAGCACCAGCCUCCGCAGCCCAGCUUCGCCUACGACGUCACGGUGACGGACGGCGAGCGCCGGCUCAAGUGCUCGCUGGCGCUCCGGCUGAUCCACCUGGUGCACACGAACCGGCUGAAGGCGGGCUGCGAGCUGCUCGUCCUCCGCUACGACGUCGGCACGGCCGAGCGCUUGGUGGUCGGCGUCCGUUUCCCCGUCAUCGCCGACGCCGAGGUGACGGCGGAGCGCUCCCGCCUGCUGGUGGGCGCCGACGCCGAGGCCCUGCCCUGGGCCCGGGGGGCGUCGUGCGCGGACAAGCCCCUGGGAGCGGCGCGCGACUACUACCUGCCCCUGUGGAACAGCGAGGACUACCACGGGCAGCGGUGGGAGGAGGCGACGGCAGAGGACGUGCCGGUGCGGCCGGCGCGCCGUGCCACCGUCCGGAGCCUCGCGGAGGCCGCCGCGUCGGGCGCCAGGGGCCUCCCGCUCGUUGUGCGGCUGCUGCACAAGUCGCGGCUGCUGCACUUUGGCCGCGUGGACAGGCUGCGGCCGUGGCCCUACCGCGUCUACCUGGAGGUGUGCGACGGCACGGGCGUGGUGCCCGCCGUCCUGUGGAACGAGCUGUGCCCCGAGUGGUUCCGCUGCCUGCAGCCCGGCCAGGCGCUCGUUCUGGGCGACUACAUGCUGAAGGACGCCUUCGCGUGCCGCACCUGGCCUGACGUCUACGACCUGGGCCUGCCCGUGUUCAAGAAGUUCGAGAUCAACCUGAACUCGCGAAACCCGGCCGCCGACAUCCGGGUCGUGCACCCGCGCCACGUGGACCCGGCCUGGCACCUGCCCGAGGGGCGCUACUGCUUCACCCGCCGCCGAGACCUCGGCUCGCUGCCGGCCGACCGCGCGUGCGACGUGGUCGGCCUGGUGUCGUUCGUGGGGCGCCAGGAGCGCAUCCGCAAGAAGGAGAACCCGUGGCGUGCGCGCGACGACUUCUGGGUGUGCCGCUGGGUGCACGCGGUGGACGCCAGCAGCGAGGAGCCCUUCGUGCUGCAGCUCUUCGCCACGUCGCAGCCCGACGUGCACGACCUCCUGCGGCCCGCCACGCUCGUCGUGUGCACGCAGAUGCGCGUCAGGCACGGCCUCGGCGGGCCCUACCUCACCACGUCCGUCGAGAGCCAGGUGUUCGUCUCGGGCCAGCACGCCGGCAAGCCGUACGCCGCCGAGCCCGCGGUGCUCGAGGUGGCGCAGUGGUGCUGCGGCAUCGCGGACGACGAUUUCUUGGCCCGCUCGGCGGUGGGCGGGUGCUACGUCUUCCCGCCGCUGCCCACGACGCUGGCGGAGUUCGCCGCGGGACGGCCGACGGCGCUCACCGUCACCCCGCUGGAGGAACUGCGCUCGGAGGUGGCCCGGCUGCACUACCGCGAGCAGAAGCGCCUGGUGGUUCAGGGCACCAUCGCGGAGGUGCGCUACGUGGAGCUGAGCGAGGGGGCGGGUGGGCAGGAGAACGGCGUGCACGACGCGUCGCCCUCGGCGUCUUUCUGGGGCGUGGAGGCGGCGGAGGAGGCGGCGGCGGCGGCGGCGGUGCAGCCAUCGCAAGCGGAGGAUGAGACGGAGGACGAGGACGACGUCCCGCUGACCUCCGCGCAGGUGGUCGAGUGGCGCAGCUACAACCUGCGCUCGAGGAAAACGGAGCCGCGGGCGGCCGUCGCCAGUCACGGCGCCGCGAAGAAGAAGCCGAGGCUCGACAACGUCGUGGGAAACCAUCGACAGCCCGGGCCGCCCGGCGCCCCGGUGAACGCGAACGAAGGGAGCGUCGCCAACUUGUUCGCGCCGUCGGCGGAGACUACGGCCGGUCCCGAGCGCGGGACGAUGCUGGCCGCGUCGCGAGAGAUCCUGCCGGCGCGGGGUCCCGCGGCGCGCGAGCCUAACUCCGCCAAGGCCCUGUGGGAGACCAACGAUUGGUCCGGUUCUCAGCUCGUCCUCGCCGACCACCUGCGCCUGGGCGAGCUGCCGGCCGAGGCCGUGAUGCGGCGCUACGACCACGAGCGGCGCGACGCUCAGCGCGAGCUCUGCAACCUGCAGCCGGCACGCCGCGCCAGCCUGCCCGCGGACGCCGCGCCCGACGCCGGAGCCUUCCGCCCGGCGUGCGAUCUCGUCGGCUACUUCGUGAUGACGCUGCUGGGGCUGGACCGCAAGGUGGCGCUGGACGUGCCGUUCGUGCCGGUGUGGGACCGCGGGGACCGCCGGGCCGCGUGCCCGUUGGCCGAGGAGCGUGCCGGGCUGCUGGAGAUUCUGGCGCACGGCAGCGUGCCGCCCGGGGUUUCGCCGCUGCAGGUCACCGAAUCGGCAUCGCCUCUCGCCGGCCGGAGGAUGCUGUUCGUGCUUGAGCAGUGCCGGCUUGGGGCCGAUUGCGUGGAGGUGACGCUGAACCGGGCGUACCCGGCGCCGGACGGGUGACGCCGCCGUCUCGUCGGUCGUUGUGCCCUCGGUUGCCGAAUUAUAUGGUCGUCUCGUCCGCACCCGCGUGCCGAGUUGAUCGGAAUCGUGCGGCCGAUCGUGCCGGCUGGGACGCGCCGGGAAUUUGCUGCCACAUCUCCUCGGGGACGCCGGGUUUGUGACCCCCCCCCCACGAGGGUGUGGAGGGUGGACAGCACAGCAAGUAGGUUUCUGACCCGUCUCUUCAGCGGGGUUUUCAUGUAUUCCGAUUUCUUGGAAUAAAGGUUCAAAAUGGA